Sungouiella intermedia is the source of this 1818-nucleotide messenger RNA. The record is from the annotation of a GenBank genome assembly. Lineage: Eukaryota; Fungi; Ascomycota; Pichiomycetes; Serinales; Metschnikowiaceae.
AUGUCACCAGGCAUAGAUAAUAAUGAUAAUGUGGUGGUAAAUCUCCCCAUGGACUUUGUUAACAUUUCCCACAGUGAACCCUCAGUCAACAACGAAGACUUCGAGCUCAAGAAGGAAUAUGAACAACUUCUGUUAGCAUGUCGAACAGGCGAUGCGGAUGCAGUGGAUUCACUCACGCUGAUUCCCAACUUGGAUAUAAACCGUGUGGACGAGUGGAACUAUACGCCAUUGAUCUUAGCCUCAUUGUGUGGUCACCUCCACAUAGUGAAACUACUUUUAUCUCGAGGUGCAGUUUGUGAUCGAGAUACCUACGAGGGAGUCCGGUGUAUCUAUGGGGCAUUGAAUGAUGAGAUUCGGAACUUGUUGUUAAGUUAUGACAUCACAAAGAAAGUGGAUGACAACCAGCCGUUUUCCGCACAUAUCUCCAAGCUAUUACUGGUGGUGUUUUCGUCACUUUCAGCUCGAGAUUUGGCCUUUGUGUUUCCAGGACUGGUAGACCCAGCCCACCGUGUAUUUGUAGUGAACCGCUUCCUUCUUGCUGCCCGUAGUCGCUACUUCAACUCGAUGUUGACCGCCGGAGGAGAAUGGAUGGCUAAGUCGGUGGUUGUCAUGUCUGAGAAGGCUGAUGCUGCAGCUUUUGCAUCCAUCAUCGACUACAUUUACCUCAGGCUCGAUUCUAUACCAAUAUCGGGCGCUCUAAGUGGGUUUCGCAGCUUUGCAGAGCAAUUCGAGCUCAAAGAAUUGUUGGAGGUGAUGGAUGAGCUGCCUAGUAGUCAGAAGGGAAAAUUGCAGAUGCUGAAGAAACAGCAAUCAGAUUUGGUGGAAGUUGCACGGAACGAAUUGAUGGUCUUUUUAAAGGAAAACGUUUUGGCAAGCAAAUGUGAAGUGGUAUUAGAAGAAGACGUUGACUUCGAAGAUGUCGAUGCAACCACGCUUUUGGACACUAAGAUUCACACUAAGUUAUUGCAGUCCAACGCCUUUGCAGAUAUCAUCAUGUCUUCGAUCGACGUGGACUCGGGCUCGGUGGUAUACUACCCUGUACAUCGGGCUGUGUUGAGUCGCUCCGAUUACUAUACAACCAUGUUCAAGUCGGAGAUGUUCACCAAUUCGCACGAAGUGCCAGUGGUGAUGGUCAGGGACCAAGAACUUGUGGACAGACCGAAUGUCGAGAUAGAGCAUGUUCCUGUGCUUCAGGCAUCCGUCAACACCACUAACUGGCAGGUGACAGAAAUUAUUCUUGAGUUCCUCUACUACGACAACGUGCAGCAUAUCCCAUCCAAUCUCAGCGUUGAGUUACUUUUCGCAGCCGAUGAGCUCUGGAUCCACCGGCUCAAAAUGUUGACUGCCCUCUCCAUCACAUCCUUAGUGCUGACAUUUGACUACGAGAGUCUUCUUGCUCUUCCGGACUCCACCGGCUAUGAUGUUUGCGACUUGGUGGAGAUCUCAUGGCAGACUCGAUGUGAUAGACUUGAGCAACACAUGACCAAGUUAAUUGCUCACAACUUGGAGGAAAUAUGCAGCCAUGACAACCUCCGUGAGAGACUAUCAGGUCUUAUUCGGAAAAGUGCCGAGCGAAUUAGGGAACGACAAGAGACUGACACUAUUGAAUUGGUGGAUGACAUUCGGUUCUACUUGGCGAAGAAAUAUGCUGUGCACAAUGAUUUUGCAGAGCUUGAUGGAGUGGCAGCCACCUGGAGUGCAACACGUGAAGAGAAUGUCCGUGGGGACAACAAUAUUUAUUUGGCAGCCAUGAAAGACUAUGAUGAGGAUGUUUUAUUGGUGGAGACGUUGUUGGAAGAAUUGGCGCUUGAGGCAUAA